This is a messenger RNA of Neurospora tetrasperma FGSC 2508, 722 nucleotides long. RefSeq lists its product as uncharacterized. Bases 60 to 581 code for a protein of 173 amino acids. The record is from RefSeq and is a predicted model, not a curated record. The transcript has a single exon. Lineage: Eukaryota; Fungi; Ascomycota; Sordariomycetes; Sordariales; Sordariaceae.
CCGACCUCGUCCCCCUCGACCCGCCUCCACAAGGCUACACCAUCUCCUCACGGGCCAGCAUGCAAGACGAGCUCGACCAGUGGACCAUCCCGCGGGGCUACAGCAUGCGCAUCGCCGGCGCCAAAGUCACCGGCAAGAAGAAGGUCCGAUGGGUAUGUUUCCGAGGCGGCGAGGCGCGACAUCACCGGCCACCUGUGGACGAGUCCGUGAUCCAGGCCGCCAAAGCCGAAGGCCGGCGCAAGCCCACCACCGAUCGCACCUCCAAAAAGUGCGGGUGUCUGUUCAAAUUCGAGGUGAUUGAGACAGCCAAGGGGUCGGAUCUGUGGACGCUACACUACCCAAAUGAAGAGCACAAGACGCAUAAUCACGGCCCGUCAGAUCAGACGAGCGAUCCGAGGGCGAGGAGGUUGCCGACGGAGGUGAGCAGGGAGGUAGAUCAGUGGUUGAGGCAGGGAUGGUUGGUUAGUAAGGUGCAGGAAGAGCUGAGGGGGAGGGGGUUUAGGAACGUGUUGAAUACAGAUCUUUAUAAUCGAAAGAGGUUGUUGAAGAAGGAGAAUGCGCAGGGGCAGGCGGGGGGUUGAAGAGGGGGGAUGGUCGGUCGGCCUGGCUGAUUGAGACGCUAAUGUUGCUGCUUCGGGGUUCUGAACGUCUGGGUUACAGGGAAUUUCAUGGGAAAGGUAAAUCGGGACACCUCAUUAAACUUUCCAUUCCAGUUUGAGGGC